AUGGAAACUAUUUUAGAACAACAAAGAAGCUAUCAUGAGGAAAGAGAACGGACUAUGGAUGCUAUGGUUAAAGAGAUUUUGCAGAAAAAGACAGGACAUCGAGAAACUAUCAAUGCAGAUCAUCGACUGAAGAAUUUACAUGAUAGAUAUAUUGAGUCAACUAUAAGGCUUAAAGAACUGUAUGAGGACAAAGAUGGGUUAAGAAAAGAAGAAAUUGCUGCUUUGUCUGGUCCAAAUGAGUUCUCAGAAUUUUAUUCAAGACUUAAACAAAUUAAAGAAUUUCAUAGAAAACAUCCUAAUGAGAUUUGUGUACCAAUGUCAGUUGAGUUUGAAGAGCUUGGCAAGUUGAGAGAGAACCCUGCUGAGGAUUUUACAACACCUGUGGAAUUCACUGAUGAAGAAGGUUAUGGAAAAUAUUUGGAUCUACAUGAAUGUUAUGAUAAAUAUAUCAAUCUAAAAGGAAUUGAGAAAGUGGACUACAUAACAUACUUAAGUAUUUUCGAUCAUCUGUUUGACAUACCAAGGGAGCGUAAGAAUAGCGAUUAUAGAAACUAUAUUCGUGCACUUUUGACAUAUUUGAAGGAUUUUGUCAGCCGUGUGAAACCAUUAUUGGAUCAAGCACAAGAAAUGGCGUUGGCUCACCAGGAAUUCGUGAAGCAAUGGGAGGCUGGCACAUUUCCUGGGUGGCCAAAAGAAACGGGCGGUGCGUUAACCAACGUAGGCGCUCACUUGGACUUGUCCGCAUUCUCCUCGUGGGAAGAAUUGGCGUCUUUGGGCUUGGAUAGAUUGAAAUCAGCUCUCAUGGCUUUGGGGCUUAAGUGUGGUGGUACAUUGGAAGAGAGAGCACAGAGGUUCGCUACUAUAGUUGGCAGUACGCGCGCCGCGACCAUAGAGAAUGUGACGCGUAGAGCAGCGCGCGCUGCCGGCGAAAGGCGGGAUGAAAGUGACGAUGACAGUGACACAUCUGUCGUCGCUGACAUCGACUCUGAUGAUGAUGAGGUUCCAUACAACCCCAAGAAUCUGCCGUUAGGAUGGGAUGGCAAGCCUAUCCCAUACUGGUUAUACAAACUACAUGGAUUGAACAUCAGCUACUCGUGUGAGAUAUGUGGAAACUACACGUACAAAGGGCCGAAGGCAUUCCAACGCCAUUUCGCGGAAUGGAGACACGCUCACGGAAUGAGAUGCCUUGGAAUACCCAAUACAGCUCAUUUUGCUAAUGUCACUCAGAUUGAAGAUGCCCUUGCUUUGUGGGAGAAAAUUAAAAAUCAAAAGGAAGGUGAGAGGUUUGUUGCUGAAAACGACGAAGAAUUUGAGGAUUCUCAAGGAAAUGUCGUUAAUCGCAAAACCUAUGAGGAUUUGAAACGUCAAGGACUCCUUUAA
Messenger RNA from Pieris macdunnoughi, 1380 nucleotides. The record is from the annotation of a GenBank genome assembly. NCBI's taxonomy places the organism in Eukaryota, Metazoa, Arthropoda, Insecta, Lepidoptera, Pieridae.